AUGGGAAGGGGCUACGGAUGUCCGAAGACUCUACAAGAAAUCACAGUGUCAACCAACACAGACCUUUAUCUUUCUUCAUAUGCUGAAGAUUAGGGGUCUAAGUUUAUUCGGAAAGCAGAGACACCAUUUGUCCCCAUUGGAAUGGUAGGGUUCACAGCGAUCGUUGCAUAUGGUUUGUACAAACUGAAGAGCAAGGGAAAUACGAAGAUGUCCAUUCACCAGAUCCAAAAGCGUGUGGCGGCCCAGGGCUUUGGGGUGGGAGCCAUGACUCUUGGUAUGGGCUAUUCCAUGUAUAAAGUGUUCUGGGCCAAGCCCAAGCCUUAG
Molecule: messenger RNA, 324 nt
Organism: Acomys russatus (golden spiny mouse)
Lineage: Eukaryota; Metazoa; Chordata; Mammalia; Rodentia; Muridae
Product: HIG1 domain family member 1A, mitochondrial-like
Biological process (GO): negative regulation of apoptotic process; mitochondrial respirasome assembly
Cellular component (GO): mitochondrion
Source: RefSeq, a predicted model, not a curated record